Messenger RNA from Sus scrofa (pig), 7918 nucleotides. Lineage: Eukaryota; Metazoa; Chordata; Mammalia; Artiodactyla; Suidae. The record is from RefSeq and is a predicted model, not a curated record.
AGGGGCGGAGUUUCCAGGCUUUCGCGCACGCACCUCGUCUGGUCGCGUCGAGUGUGCGUGCGUGCGUGCGUGUUUGCGUGUGGUCACAGUUCCCGCCAUCAGCCGCUCUCCCUGACUGGGGGAGUGAGCGGCCCCUCUCUUUCGUGUUUGGUGUCCCUUCCUUCCUUACCCCCAGCUCCUCCCCCUCCGCUUGGACUCCGUGCUUCCGGCAGGCCUGUCCGGCGCUCCGGACUCGCGGGCACAGCUAUUUGUUGUACAGCACCUAGAGGCCUAGGACCAGGGGUUCCCAAGCUAUAUCCUACCUUCAGAAUCUAUCAGGUGAAGGUGUAUUUUUGCUUUUUAAUUUGGCCAGAAGCAACUUAUUUUUAAAGAAAGUAUGUCUCCUCUGAAGAUACAAGGUCCUAUCAGAAUUCGAAGUAUGCAGACUGGGAUUACAAAGUGGAAAGAAGGAUCCUUUGAAAUUGUGGAAAAAGAGAAUAAAGUCAGCCUAGUAGUUCAUUACAAUACUGGAGGAAUUCCAAGGAUAUUUCAGCUAAGUCAUAACAUUAAAAAUGUGGUGCUUCGACCCAGUGGAGCAAAACAAAGCCGCCUAAUGUUAACUCUACAAGAUAACAGCUUCUUGUCUAUUGAUAAAGUACCGAGUAAGGAUGCAGAGGAAAUGAGGUUGUUUCUAGAUGCGGUCCAUCAAAACAGACUUAAUGCAGCCAUGAAACCUUCUCAGGGUUCUGGUAGUUUUGGAGCUAUUCUGGGUAGCAGGACCUCACAGAAGGAAACCCACAGGCAACUUUCUUACUCAGACAAUCAGGUCUCUUCAAAAAGAGGAAGUUUGGAAACUAAAGAUGAUAUUCCAUUUCGAAAAGUUCUUGGUAAUCCAGGUAGAGCAUCAAUUAAAACUGCAGCAGGAAGUGGAAUAACUGCUACCCGGACAAUUCCCUCUUUGACAUCUACGUCAACACCUCUUAGAUCAGGGUUAUUAGAAAAUAGGACUGAAAAGAGGAAAAGAAUGCUAUCAUCUGGCUCAGAGUUGAAUGAAGAUUAUCCUAAGGAAAAUGAUUCAUCAUCGAACAACAAGGCUAUGACAGAUCCCUCAAGAAAAUAUUUAACCAGCAGUAGAGAGAAGCAGCUGAGUUUGAAACAGUCAGAAGAGAAUAGGACAUCGGGGCUUUUACCUUUGCAGUCAUCAUCUUUUUAUGGUAGCAGAGCUGCAUCCAAGGACUACUCUCCCAGCAGCACUAACCUAGACAGGACUAAUAUUUCAAGCCAAACUCCCUCUGCAAAAAGAAGUUUGGGAUUUCUUCCUCAGCCAGCUCCUCUUUCUGUUAAAAAACUGAGGUGUAACCAGGAUUACACCGGCUGGAACAAACCAAGACUGCCCCUUUCCUCUCACCAACAGCAACUGCAAGGCUUCUCCAAUUUGGGAAAUACAUGUUAUAUGAAUGCUAUUUUACAAUCUCUGUUUUCACUCCAAUCAUUUGCAAAUGACUUGCUCAAGCAAGGUAUCCCAUGGAAGAAAAUCCCACUCAAUGCGCUUAUCAGACGCUUUGCACACUUGCUUGUUAAAAAAGAUAUCUGUAAUUCAGAGACCAAAAAAGAUUUACUCAAGAAGGUUAAAAAUGCCAUUUCAGCUACAGCAGAGAGAUUCUCUGGUUAUAUGCAGAAUGAUGCUCAUGAAUUUUUAAGUCAGUGCUUGGAUCAGCUGAAAGAGGAUAUGGAAAAAUUAAAUAAAACUUGGAAGACUGAACCUGUUCCUGGAGAAGAAAAUUCACCAGAUGUUACAGCUACUAGAGUAUACACUUGCCCUGUUAUUACUAAUUUGGAGUUUGAAGUUCAGCACUCCAUCAUCUGUAAAGCAUGUGGAGAGAUUAUUCCCAAAAGAGAACAGUUUAAUGACCUUUCCAUUGACCUUCCUCGAAGGAAAAAGCCACUCCCUCCUCGUUCAAUUCAAGAUUCCCUUGAUCUUUUCUUUAGGGCAGAAGAACUUGAGUAUUCCUGUGAGAAGUGUGGUGGGAAAUGUGCUCUUGUCAGACAUAAAUUUAACAGGCUACCCAGGAUCCUCAUUCUUCAUUUGAAACGAUACAGCUUCAAUGUUGCUCUCUCACUUAACAACAAGAUUGGGCAACAAGUCAUCAUUCCAAGAUACCUGACCCUGUCAUCUCAUUGCACUGAAAAUACAAAACCACCCUUCAACCUUGGUUGGAGUGCACAGAUGGCAAUUUCUAGACCAUUGAAAGCCUCUCAAAUGGUGAAUUCCUGCAUCACCAGCCCUUCUACACCUUCAAAGAAUUUCACCUUCAAAUCCAAGAGCUCCUUGGCUUUAUCCCUUGAUUCAGACAGUGAGGAUGAGUUGAAACGCUCUGUGGCCCUUAGCCAGAGACUUUGUGAAAUAUCAAGCAGUGAACAGCAGCAGGAAGACCUGGAAAAGGAUUCAAAAUCAUGCAAACUAGAACCUGAGAAGUCUGAACUAGAAAACUCAGGAUUUGACGCAAUGAGUGAAGAAGAGCUUCUAGCAGCUGUUUUAGAGAUAAGUAAAAGAGAAGCUUCACCAUCUCCGAGUCAUGAAGAUGAUGAUAAACCAACCAGCAGCCCUGAUACUGGGUUUGCUGAAGAUGAUAUUCAAGAAAUGCCUGAAAAUCCAGACCCUAUGGAAACCGAGAAGCCGAAAACAAUCACAGAGCCUGAUCCUGCCAGUUUUACAGAGAUAACUAAAGACUGUGAUGAAAAUAAAGAAAACAAAACUCCAGAAGGAUCUCAAGGAGAGGUUGAUUGGCUGCAGCAGUAUGAUAUGGAGCGUGAGAGGGAAGAACAAGAGCUGCAGCAGGCAUUGGCUCAGAGCCUUCAGGAGCAAGAGGCUUGGGAACAAAAAGAAGAUGAUGACCUCAAAAGAGCUACAGAGUUAAGUCUUCAAGAGUUUAACAACUCUUUUCUGGAUUCAUUGGGCUCUGAUGAGGACUCUGGAAAUGAGGAUGUUUUAGAUAUGGAGUACACAGAAGCCGAAGCUGAGGAACUGAAAAGAAAUGCUGAGACAGGAAAUCUUCCUCAUUCUUAUCGACUCAUCAGUGUUGUCAGUCACAUUGGUAGCACUUCUUCUUCAGGUCAUUACAUUAGUGAUGUGUAUGACAUUAAGAAGCAGGCGUGGUUUACUUAUAAUGACCUAGAGGUAUCUAAGAUCCAAGAGGCUUCCGUGCAGAGUGAUCGGGAUCGGAGUGGUUACAUCUUCUUUUAUAUGCACAAGGAGAUCUUUGAUGAGCUUCUGGAAACAGAAAAGAACUCUCAGGCACUUAGCAUGGAAGUAGGGAAGACCACUCGUCAGGCUUCAUGAGGAACAAAGUGCUGGGUUGGCAGUGCGCACUGCAUAAUCUCUCUUGCUGCCACCCACCUCUCAUUCCUCAGCCUGAGGAGAAUGUGGAACUCUACUUGAUGCGGGAGCAACAAACAGCUCAGGGCCAAACCAAAAGACGAAAAUUGCAAUUAUGCGGAACGCUCCAUAUUAAUUGUUUUAUGGAAACUUUGGUCUCACAUCUGUAGCUGAUUAUCCUUUUUUUCUCCUACAAGAGUGGCACUUCCUUUUGUCUUAGGAAUACAUGUUGUAAAUAUAUACAUAUAUGUACAUACACACACACACACACACACACACACACACACACACACACACACACGAGUAUGCAGAAUGAAUGGAGCCUUAAGGAGUUAGGACACCAGAGUAUGCCUGCUCAAAAUUCAUAGCACAGUGGUUUGAAAAGAAAUGAAGUUGUCAAAGAGUCCAUUCACCUGAGAAAUGUGUGUAGAUAUACAUAUCAUUUGGCAUUUAGCUUUUAUGCUCCUUGAGUAGUUUCACUCAAGUCUGUAAUCUUUCAUGUACGUUUCUUAUUAGUAAAGUUCACUGGAAAGCCAGCUCUCCAUGUUACACUAAUGACAGUUUGUCCUCCUUGCAAAGGCGGGGCAUUUCUGCCACUUGACUUGAGGAGCUUUUUAAAAAAAUAUUUUUUGAAUUUGUAAUGCUUUUGCUGUUUACAUGCAGUCCCAAGAAAUGGGUUGUUGGUGCUUUGGAAUGUGUUAUGGUCCCACAUUUGGUAUUCAUUGUACAUUUUGUAUUUUCUUUAAAGAGAUUUCUUUGCAUAGUAUGUUCAUUGAAUAUCAUCUAUGUUAUUACAGUAGUGAAGACAGAAUCUUUUAUUUUUCUUCGGUUCAUUCUUCCAUGGAGCAAGCAUUACCCUAGCAGAUUGCAGCCAAAACUUUGAUAGGAAAGUGAUAUUGUUCCAAUUGAGACUUCCCAACAAAGAUACUUAGGGAAUAUGAAAAAUGUGAGCAUCUCUGUCUCCUAAACAUAGAGAGGUCAGGAGGGGUAUUAAAGCUGAAACUCUGGACCACUAAAGCUGAAAGCCCUGCAGCAAGGGUGAAAUAAGUACGUGAGCUAUAGGAUGUAGCUUGAACAUUUAACCAUUUGCUGUCCGGCUUUGCCCUUAAAACAGGUUGAAAAUUAAAAUGUGAUUGGUUUAGGUAAUCCCAAGGACUAACAAAUAACAAAGGUGUGUAAUACCUUUUAUCUUUUUAGGUGCUCUAAGUUGAGGUUAAAUGGGGGUGCAACAUGAAGUGCUACUUUUUAGUCACUCAGCUGACAAAAUCAGCUUAAUUAAGCAGCUUGUAAAACCAUAUAAAGAGUGAGUUUGAGAGUAGAAUUCUGUUCAUAAAAUAAUUUUGUGAGCCCAGGAAUCAUUAGGAUCACACAGAAUUAAGAAUAGCAAAGUGAAACAUUCAGCAUUUUCUUUCUUUUUUAAGUUCAACAUCACAGAAGAUGCAACUUUCCAGAAGAUUGCCUUAAGAGAGCUCCAGCCCUAUUCUCAAAACUCAGAUGCGCUUUGACAUAGUAACCUGUUCUAAAAUUGUGAAUCUUUGAAUCUUUAAGGGCCCCAGCACUUUUGUUUAACUACUGAUAAAAGCUUUGUCUCCUACCAUUUACCUUUGUGUUACUGUAGUGAGCGCUCCAAAAUGGUGCAGUGGUAGGAUAGGCAGGAGUAGUUCAGAGGAAAAUGCUUGUUUAAAAAACUAGCUUUGGACUUCCCAGUACCUCACAACAUAAAAAACUAGCUUUGAAAUUUGUGUUUCCACUGGGGAGCCUUUUUUCUUUCUUUCUUUUUCUUGAAAAUACUGGUUUUCUCAUGUGAGUGAAUUGGUAGUCAAAUUCUUUAGCUAUUUAUUGCUUCUCUUUUCUGUGUCUCUAUUUGAGAGCUUUGAGAGGCAUUGUUUAAAUGAUUGGGAAUGAUUUGAAUUGAGUGGGUGCAUUUAAGGCAUUUAAAAAAUUGUAAAUAAAUGCCGUAAGCCUAGGUUGCUCAUGAAGUACCCUCAUUUGACUUGCUUUUCGUAGCUUGCAUGUGUGUAUGGUUUAGAAGUACACUUGGUUCAAACAUGAUUUGAUUUGAUCCUCAUGUUUUGGGCAGGACUAAUUAGUUGAAAAUAGUAAAUGAGUUAUAUCAUUGCUCAUAUACUUGCAAGUUUGGGACUUGAAAUUUCUUUGUUAUCUGUACAUUGUUGUGGCCUGGUCAGCCUUCCUCUCUCCCUUCACUCCUUCAAAUGUUACUUUAUCCCUUUCAAAGUUACUUUCUCAUCUUGUUCAGUGAAGGGCUAAUGACUACAGAUGAGGAGUUCAGCUGGACCUUACUGAUGGGGUUUGUUGUUGUGUGUUGUUUUUGUUUUGUUUUGUUUUGUUUUUGAGCUGACUGUAUAUAUUUAAAAAUUACAAGUAGAUAAUAUAUUAUUUUUUGUGCAGUUUGCUCAGAAUCGGGGAAUAGGGCAUUUGGCAUCUUGGGAUCAGGAAGGGACAAGUUAGAUGAGGACAUGGUGCUUCAGUUUUAGGCAGCCUGCACAAUAAUUAAUCUUCCUAUUGAAAAUACCAAAUAUGGUUACAUCACUUUAAAUGACUUUGAGUUGGAAAUCGACAGUACUUAGUUCUGUACACAACUCAUCUCAAUUGAAAUUUUGGGGAAGGGAAAACUAAACUAAAAUUUAAACUUGUUGAUUCUUAUCACCUAAUAUUAUUAUGGAGGAUUGGAAAGUUGCAUGUGGCCAGAUGCUGUUAUCACUUUAGAAGCCCUGACUAUAAUUUAGGCCUAUAAGAAGAUAGCUUCUGUUUUGUAGGGAAUAUAUUUAUGUGUGUGUGCACACUCAGAAGUUUUGUCUCAGUAGGAUAGAAUAAGAAGCAAAUCCAUGAAUUGUUCUUCUAUUUAUCUUUUGAUUCCAAAAGCAACUUGUUUACUUGCCAUGGUCUGUUAAUUUCAGGCCUAACUUAAUGGCUCAAUAACAAAUAUAAAUGUGUUUACAUUUUAAGAGGUAUGCAGUGAUACUUAAAGAUCGGUUCAUUAACUCUGGGAGGCAAAUACUAGACUAGGCAUUUCUUUAUUUCUCUCCUUGAACAAAUGUAAAAUUCUUCUAAAAGAGAAACUUGAAGAAUUAAAACCUCAGCAAGUGAAUUCAUGAAUUUACUUAUUCUUCCUUACUGUGAUUACCAUUAUGGAACUAUAUUAAUAUAGCUCUACAUAUGUACAGCUACAUAUAUAGUUGAUAAUGAAAAUUAUUUGGUAACACCUAAAUUAAAGACAUUUUGGCAGUGUCUCGUGUAGUUGAGCAUUGUGAGGGGAGAGAUAAUGGGGGUUUGGAUACAUACAGGGAAAAACGAUAGUUUGUGAACUCAUUUGUGAUCUGUUGAAAAGAGAUUGUAUUAAAACAAGUAAAAAUGUUACUCCUCUCUGUCCUCUGAAUUGACUUCAGUGGAUGCUCUUAGUCAUCCAACCUUUUUGCCCUGUUUAAUUGAUCCCCUGAGGUGGUCUUUUGCUUUAAAUCGGGGAAACAGGGGUGGAUCUCCAGGUACGUGUGGAUCUUGUGUAUACAUGGAGAUUUUUAGAAAAAUGACCAACAACCCAGUACUAGAUGCAAGUCACUAAAGAGUGUCCUCCUAAAACAGAUCCAUCUUUUUCCUCAUCUUGCUUUACACCAAGUAAUGCUCUUUAAGUAUGUACAGAAACUAAACAGAUUUCUGCCCCUAGCUAUUUUCUAAUGCAUUACUUUAAAAUUCUUAUUUUGUCUCUAUCAGUAUCUUAUUAACAAUGGAAAAAAUACAUAUAUAUAUUUUAUUGGAAAACUAUAGUUUGUUAGGACUUGAGAGUUUUGUGACAGGUUUCUUUUGGUGUGUCUCAUCACGACCACUGACUCCUUUAUGGCAUGCUUUGAUUACUAGACCUCAGGCUGUCUCUUUUGUUGUAUCAUACUUAUACACAGUAAACUUUCCUUUCCAUGUGUCUGAGUCUGAGGUUUUGAAGUUUAUAAUAGAAAAUGUGCCAGUAUGAAUACAAGCAGUUGAUUUCAGUAAUUUGGACUUUUCUUAAAAUGCAGAAAUUUGAAGUAGAGGCGUGUCCAUUGGUGUCAGAAUAGAGUGGGUGAGGGGUCUGCAUCAGGACCAAAGUUCAUUAGGUCCAUUGCCAAAACGGAAGAGCAAUCAACUGAAGUGGUCUGUUUCAAGAGCAGAAGGGGAGGAAGAGUGAGACACCGUGGUUGUACACACCUCUUGUCCUUAGAUUUCCCUCCCUCUCUUGUCCUUCCAUCCCCAACUUCUCUGGCCUGUUGUCAGUGUUGUUUAUUUAUGCUAUGGAAAGGAGAACAGAAGUAAGCUUCCCACACUUUGCCUAAUUGAGCCACUACCAGGUUUGCUGGCAGCUUUGGCCACAUUAUUUGUGAGGUGAUUUUCUUUGUGUUCAGAGUGACUUUUGAUUCUGAUUCUUUAUGUUGUUUUGUAUGGAGCGGCACUUUAUCUGUGUUUUAGCAGAACUGUUCCUCUGUACCCUUUACGGUUUUUCCUUGUUUUUGUUUCCUUUUUAAAUUAUGCAUUGAGUUUUUUGUGUGUGUGAAAUUAAAGCCUUUAUUAACCUUG